AUGCAUCUGGUUCACGCUUUCGCGGCUUUGGCCGUGACAGGCUGCGCAGCUGCCCUGCCUCAAUCAAUUCCCCUCGAUAAAGUCGCUGAGAUCCCCGCCGCGCCAAUUACGGAGACCCCGCUUGGUGAGGGUGCUGGUACUAAGGCUAUCCCGUAUGCUCCUGAUGCUGUGGUUGCCGACACGUUCGCCUCAGUCCUUGCGGAUCCUGCGUCUGCCGACAAGGCACUGAAGCGGAGAGGUUGGGACUGUUCAGCACAGCCUCUGGGAGCAGGGCCAGUUCCAAGCCCUGAUACUCCAGAAGCUUUCCUGGCCAUGGAAGAGUUUUCGAACGCUGCCAACGAUGCCCCCGUGCCGGCUGGCUACGUCAACAAGUUCAAGAACCUGAAAGGCAGCAACAAUGCCGUAGCGUAUCUUGGAUACAAUACCUUGGACACCUACGAUACUCAAGCCUGCGCAGACUCUUGCACUGCGAAGCAAGGAUGUUCCUCAUUCAAUAUCUGCAAGUUCUUUGAGAGGGACCCCUCCGUAGUUCCUGCCGAUUCCUGCGCCAAUCCCGCUAGUACUUCAGUCAUCAAGUGUGUGAUGUGGGGUAGCCCUAUCACCGCCGAAACAGCUGUCAAUACCGGACAGUGGCGCAAUGACUUCCACGUGGUCAUUGCUGGAUCAAACGGUAUGCCUCCGAAUCGGGUGGCUCCUGUUUCUGGCUACAGCGGCGAGUCUCUUGGUAACGUCGCAAUCAAUGCCCCAAGCGACUGCAACGGUGACGAUACUUACAUGGGCUAUAAACUAUUCAACGAUGGUCAGCCAUUUGAACCCGCCCGUUGCGCUGCUGCAUGCGAGGCUGAGACCAAGUGGAACGUCGAGCAUCUCAACAGCCGCAUGUUGUGCAAAUUCUUCAACACUUACGUCCUCAUGAAAAAUGGGGAGCCACAAGGCCAGUACUGUUCGAUGUAUACCCAGAAAUGGGAGAAGAACGUCGCUGUCAAUGAUGGUCAGUGGCGUGGAGAGGACCACUACACGAUCGCGUCCAGUUAUUCCUACUCCAACACCACUGAUCCUGGAAAGCCUAAGCUCCCCUGCGAUGUCGCC
Macroventuria anomochaeta is the source of this 1089-nucleotide messenger RNA. RefSeq lists its product as uncharacterized. The transcript is spliced from 4 exons. The annotation marks the transcript as partial. Lineage: Eukaryota; Fungi; Ascomycota; Dothideomycetes; Pleosporales; Didymellaceae. The record is from RefSeq and is a predicted model, not a curated record.